AUGGCGUGCAACACUGUCGACCAUAAGCAAGCAGCCGCUUCUCUUCCUCUCUCAAAGAACAGCCGUGGCAGCGGAUACCGCGACGAUCCAGAUACCGUUUCCAUGCACACGACGCGUAGCGAUUAUGAGUACGACGAUCUGCCCGAAUUACCGAGCUAUAGUGGCAGUGUAGCUGCGGAUGGAGAGACAGUAGCGAGGGCAAGCCAUAGUGCUCUUCUCCCGGCUGGCCACGAUCAAUACGCCUCCAUCAUCUCCCCCAAACAACCUCGUAACUGGGCUGCUUUCAAGCGAAGCGAUUGCACACAAAGCCCCUCAGCCGCAGUGGGAAACGAAACAUCGAUCCGCAUGGAUGAAGCAUUGAUGCAUCCUGAGCACCUGUAUGAAUACAUUGAGACAUAUCUACGCAACGUUCCUCCUCGCCCAUGUGUGAGGAUUCAAGGGUGGCACUGGCAGACAGUGAAGAAGGAAAAGGAGAAGAAGUAG
Lecanosticta acicola is the source of this 483-nucleotide messenger RNA. The record is from the annotation of a GenBank genome assembly. NCBI's taxonomy places the organism in Eukaryota, Fungi, Ascomycota, Dothideomycetes, Mycosphaerellales, Mycosphaerellaceae.